Schistocerca piceifrons (Central American locust) is the source of this 773-nucleotide messenger RNA. It is a transcript of the gene MCTS1, whose product is annotated as malignant T-cell-amplified sequence 1 homolog. Bases 137 to 685 code for a protein of 182 amino acids. Lineage: Eukaryota; Metazoa; Arthropoda; Insecta; Orthoptera; Acrididae. Gene Ontology annotation, biological process: formation of translation preinitiation complex. The transcript has 6 exons. Gene Ontology annotation, molecular function: RNA binding. The record is from RefSeq and is a predicted model, not a curated record.
UACAAUUGAAUCUAACAUUGAAAGUCAGUGCAGGCAUAGUUGGAUAACCUGCAUUACAAGAGUAAAUUAACCAACGAAAUAUAAUCAUUGUGUGUGUGUGUGUGCCUGUGUGGUGUAUGAAGUGGAGAUUCGAAACAUGUUUAAAAAAUUCGACGAGAAAGAAAGCGUGACGGGAGUGCAACAGCUCAAAUCAUCCGUACAAAAAGGGAUCAGAACAAAGCUCGUAGAUCAGUAUCCAUACCUGGAGAAUUACGUUGACUCGGUCCUUCCAAAGAAGGAUACAUAUCGGAUUGUCAAAUGCCAUGACCACAUAGAAAUAUUGGUCAAUACUUCUGGUGAGCUGCUGUUUUUCCGGCACCGGGAAGGUCCAUGGAUACCGACAUUACGACUUCUGCACAAGUAUCCAUUCCUUUUGCCAUGGGAGCAGGUUGAUAAGGGAGCUAUUCGAUUUGUCCUUAGUGGUGCUAACAUUAUGUGUCCGGGACUUACAUCUCCAGGAGCCAAAAUGACUCCAGUUCCAAAGGGAACAAUUGUUGCUGUGAUGGCCGAAGGCAAACAGCAUGCAUUAGCAAUAGGAAUUACAACAUUAUCUACAGAAGACAUUGCAAAAGUGAACAAAGGCAUUGGAGUAGAAAACUAUCAUUAUUUAAAUGAUGGCCUGUGGCAAAUGAAACCUGUAAAAUGAUAUGUGUUCUGCCUAUUUAUGUGAACUGCCUUUUAAAAAGUGUUGUUGAAAACCAGCUGCGUGUAAAUAAAUUAUUGUUUCUUGCUGC